This is a messenger RNA of Schizosaccharomyces japonicus yFS275, 2302 nucleotides long. Its product is annotated as hexose transporter Ght5. The transcript has a single exon. Gene Ontology annotation, biological process: transmembrane transport; carbohydrate transmembrane transport; proton transmembrane transport. Gene Ontology annotation, cellular component: membrane; plasma membrane. The record is from RefSeq and is a predicted model, not a curated record. Bases 365 to 1972 code for a protein of 535 amino acids. Gene Ontology annotation, molecular function: transmembrane transporter activity. Lineage: Eukaryota; Fungi; Ascomycota; Schizosaccharomycetes; Schizosaccharomycetales; Schizosaccharomycetaceae.
UCUCCACACGAACUUUUCGCUAUAAAAGCCAACCCCACAGUCCCCAGUCCAACACACAUCUUCCAUUCAUUCAUUCAUUGAUUCCUUCUUUUGGGACAUUUGGAAUUCGGACAGCUUGGCAAUUGUCUCGGUUCCAUUCAAUCAACUUUUCUAAUCUCUAACUUCCGUGCUUCUUUGUGCGUGUCUCUACUAGUCCCUGCGAUUCUCAUUGCAACAGUCUGCUACUAGACCCAGCGCCUAAUUUGAUUCCCUUUUAUUUAUCGGAAUUGCUUUUGAUCUUGUGCUUAAUACCUUAUCUUUAAGUGUUUUAUACAUUCUACUCACUUUAUAACUCUUUUCACGCAACUGCGUUUGAGCAUUCAAAAUGGCAAAGACAUUGACCAUCAUUAUGCUCGUUUUCAUCUCCAUGACUGGAUGGAUGUUUGGUGCUGAUACCGGUUCCAUCGGUGGUAUCACCAACAUGCGCGACUUCCAGAAACGAUAUGCAGAUAAGUACGAUGCAGUAACCGACAGUUACUCGUAUUCUCCCGCUCGUCAAGGUUUGUUGACUGGUAUGGUCAACGUUGGUUCUUUCACUGGUUGUAUUAUCUCGUCUCCUUUGGCUGAUCGCUUUGGUAAGAAGAAGUGUAUUAUGGGUUGGACUAUCGUCUAUCUUAUUGGUAUCAUCGUUCAAUUGACCACUAUUCCUCAUUGGGUUCAAUUCAUGAUUGCUAAGAUCUGGACUGGUUUCGCCAUUGGUGCCUUGUCUGUCAUUGCUCCUGGUUUCCAAUCCGAGGUUUCCCCUGCUCUCAUCCGUGGUACCAUUGUCGCCACUUACCAAUUGUUCGUCACCAUGGGUAUUCUCAUUGCUGCUUGUAUCAACAUGGGUACCCAUCACUACGGCAGCUCUGCUUCCUGGCGUGUACCCAUUGGUAUCAACUUGAUCUGGGGUAUCAUCACCUUCAUUGGUAUCUCUUACCUUCCUGAGUCCCCUCGUUACCUUAUUUCUGUUGGCAGAGACGAUGAAGCCCUUAAGAUUAUGUGUGAGAACAACGACCUUCCCCCCGAGCACGAAGUCAUCCAAUCUGAAUACCAUAUCAUCAAGUCCGAUGUUGACGCUGAGUUGGCUGGCGGUCCCUGCACUUGGCCCGAAAUUUUUGGCAAGGAUAUCCGCUACCGUACCUUCUUGGGUUUGGGUGUCAUGGUUUUCCAACAAUUGACUGGUGAUAACUACUACUUCUACUACGGUACUGAGGUCUUCAAGGGUACCGGUAUCAACUCCCCCUACCUUGCUGCCUUGAUUUUGGAUGCUGUUAACUGUGCUUGUACUUUUGGUGGUCUGGUCGUCCUUGAGAAGUUCGGUCGUCGUUGGCCUUUGAUUAUCGGUGGUGUCUGGCAAUCCAUUACUUUCUUUAUCUACGCAGCUGUUGGUGACCGUGCUCUUUACCGCAAGGAUGGUACUUCCAACCACAAAGCCGGUACAGUCUGUAUCAUCUUCUCUUGUCUCUUCAUUUUCUCUUUCGCUCAAACUUGGGCUCCUGCCGCUUACGUUAUCGUUGGUGAGUCCUAUCCCGUUCGUUACCGUUCUAAGUGUGCUGCCGUUGCUACCUCUGGUAACUGGUUGUUCGGUUUCCUUAUUUCCUUCUUCACUCCCUUCAUCACCAACGCUAUGGGCUUCAAGUACGGUUACGUCUUCGGUUCCUGUAACUUGGUUGGUGCUUUGAUUAUUUUCUUGUUUGCUCACGAGACCAAGGGUCUUACUCUUGAGGAGAUUAACACCCUUUAUCUCUCUGACGCUAAGCCCUGGAUGCCCCGUCCCAAGAACAUUGGUACAUUCGCUGAGGAGAACGCUCAAAUCGAGCGCAAGUCCAGAAACAUGGGUGUUUCCGGUGAGACUGCUGAGCACGUCGAGACUACCGACUCUAACAGCAUGGACGGCGACAUUGCCCGUGAGAAGCCUGGAAGCAGCUUCAUUGAGGCUGGUCGCGUCUAAACUACUUGAAGAAGCCAAGACAGCAGCAACAACAUCUAAAGCGUUGUUGAUUGUUCGCUAACGAAAUCUUGUCUUCUCCUGAAUGGGUUGCAGGCAAUCAAGGAGUGUGUUAGCGAUUUGCUGUUUGUGCGUUAAUCGUGUGGGCCACCUGUUUUUGCUCGCAACAAUAGCGACAACACCGGUCCGAGCUGGUCCAGGUGGUGGUCUGCACGCAGAGCCCAUGGAAGGCUGAAGCGUCACAGAGGAUCCCCUAUCGUGUCUGGACACUUGGUAGUCCUCUCUGACAUUUGUAUGUAAAAGACAAAUAUUAUUCGUAUUUUUAUGGUUGAA